GCGUCUCCCCAACUUUCCCUACCACCUUGAAACUUUUGCUGCGAUGUCGGAUGAUGAGUUUGGAAGCGAGGACUGGGGAGAUGUCGAUGAAGAGGCACUGAUAGCAGCUACGGAUCAGGUGGAGCAAGAGCAAGCGAUUACCCCUUCUAUUUCGUCUAUUCCUGCUCCACCAACUCCAAUACCGGUAGCUCCCCCGCAGCGGAAGCAGAUCGAUCCGGCUGCGGGUGGCACUAGCGAUGCUCCUCUGUUCCUCGACAGCGAUUUUGACGACUCUGACGAUGAGUUCCGGGACCCGCCGAGAGUCAUUAGAGCAGUACCAGCAGCACGUACCUCGCUUGUUCGUUCUUCUAGCGGGGGGUUUCGACAGAGUACGCUAUUCGGAGAUAUUGUUGAGGAGGAUGGCAGUCAACCUUCGUCUAUCCCGGUUCUGCGUAGUUGGCCUCUUAUGAAUACGCAGGAGCCGCCAACGCAUCACAAGAUUGACAGAGAAGCGGCAAGGACAUGGAUUUACCCGGCAAAUAUUCCUCAUCGAGACUACCAGUAUUCUAUUGUCUCUAGAGCCCUUUUUUCCAACGUCCUGGUGGCGCUCCCGACGGGUUUGUCUCCUCAUCCUGUUGCCUGAGGUUUUUUUUUUCUACUCCGGAGGAGGUUGACCGGUUGGAUUACUCUAGGUCUCGGCAAAACCUUGAUUGCAGCGACCGUCAUACUGAAUUUCUUCCGCUGGGCGCCUGAAAGUCAGAUUGCCUUUUUAGCACCUACGAAGCCGCUGGUGGCGCAGCAGAUUGACGCAUGCUUCAACAUCGUUGGGAUACCUAGGAGCGCAACCGCGGAGAUGACUGGCAAUGUCAACGUGCAACGGCGUCGGGACAAUUGGGAAGAGAAGAGAGUUUUCUUCCUCACUCCACAGACGAUGCAGAACGAUAUAGCAAAGGGGAUUUGUGAUGCAAAAAGGGUUGUCUGCUUGGUCAUUGACGAAGCGCACAGGGCCACUGGUAACUACGCUUACGUUCAGGUCAUAAAGCUUUUACGGAGGGUGAACAACAGCUUCCGCGUCUUGGCUUUAACAGCUACGCCUGGUUCCACUAUUGAUAAGGUCCAGGCGGUAAUCGACUCUUGCGGCAUUGCGGGAACGGAGAUCAGGAACUUGGAAUCCCUGGAUAUUCGACCGUAUGUUCACAAGAGGUUCCAGCAUCUCCAGGUCUUUGAACUCACGGAUGAAAUGGUUGAACUACGUGACUUGUACUGCAAGUGCCUGGAACCUCUUCUCAAGAAGUUGAAUGAUGCUAGGGCGUACAGGGUAUUGGAUGUCAAAGCAAUAUCGAUGUUUGGUGUUCAACAGGCUGGCCGGGAGUGGAUGGCAUCUAAUGCGGGAAGAGAUGCUAGUCCAGCCUUCAAAGGAAUGAUGCUAAAUGCCUUUGCCACGCUAUCAUCUCUGGCACUCCCUUUGCAUUUCUUGACGGAGCACGGGGUCCGGGUGUUUUUCAACAAACUAUCUGAAGUGCAGGCGGAAAUCUUUUCUAGCCCUAACGGGGGCAGUAAGACUAAACGGGACAUAAUAAACGACGAGAACUUCCGCAGGGUCAUGAGGAAGUGCCAGGAACUUGUUUCGAACAAAGAAUACUCUGGACACCCCAAGCUUGACUAUUUGGCGUCUGUUGUGUUGAAACAUUUUUUCGAUGCCGAGGAUGCGGAGACCAAAAGGGAGACUAGAAUCAUGGUCUUUACGAGUUAUCGGAGCAGCGCUGAAGAGAUCGUACGAGUUCUGAGUAAGCACGAACCGAUUGUCAAGCCCCAUAUCUUUGUUGGACAGUCGGAUGGGAAGGUGGUGGAAGGGAUGAAACAGAAGGAUCAGAUAGAGGUAACUGAUGCUUUGACCUCGCAGAGGUUGAUGGAACUGACAUUGGCAUUAGGUGAUCAAAAAAUUUCAGGAGGGAACUUAUAAUGUCAUAGUAGCCACCAGCAUUGGAGAAGAAGGAUUGGAUAUUGGGGAAGUUGAUAUGAUCAUUUGCUAUGACCAGCAAGGGUCCUCUAUCCGGCUGGUAAAUCGCUCUCUUCCUGCUCUUUUUUUUUUUAAAAAAAAAAGAAAAAUUGGUUGCUAAACAAAGCAAAGCUUCAACGGAUGGGAAGAACAGGUCGUAAACGGGACGGCCACGUCCAUAUCCUUCUCACCCAGGGCAAGGAAGAAGAUAAUUUCAGGAGGGCAACGAGGGAUCAUGAAUUCAUUCAAGGCGAAAUUGAGUCCGGAAAGCGGUUCAACUACCAUCAUGACUUAUCACCACGGAUUGUCCCGAGGGAUGUUGAAUGCACUGUUGAUAGGAAGGUCAUUGAGAUACCUACCGAGAAUACUGAACCUGGGCCUCCGAAACGGAAGUCAGCUGCGAAGGGGAAGCAGACUAAGAUCACAAAGAAGUUUCUCAUGCCCGAUGGGGUCGAAACCGGCUUUGUGAAGGCUUCAAGGAUAGGAAAGGAGUCUGAUCUGGAGGAUGAGGAAGAUGAUAUACCUGUCGAGAAGGAGUCUCCCGCGCCAGACAUCCCUGACCCAGAGACUGGCCUAUUAACUAAAAGUGAAGAGAAGAAGCUCCAAAGAACAUACCAAACGGACUGGAGUGGAGCCGAUGAUGGAGUCCUUGUUGUAAACCCACCUCGAACGGACGCAUUCCCGGAGCGCCAGAGGACUCUCACGAAAACCCACCAUGUCCGACACGGUCGCGCCACUAAAUCCAUGGCAAGGGCUUUGCAAAGAAUGCACAAUAUGGACGAGGAGGCGAUAAAGAAAUACCAAUCCAAUCUUGACAUGACACUCGUCGCCCCGCCCCCACAACCGCCGAGGAAGCUCCUGACAAAACCCUUCAAACCAGUGACCCCAAGGAAUAGGACCGGUCUAUCGGAGCGCCCCAGCAACGCUCCGAAACUGAAGCAAACAUUUGUGUCCAAGCGAAAACGAGAGAGCGCCUCCCCGCCGGACGUGGAAAUGGCCGACGCACCCCCAAUGAUCGACCUGGUUAGUUCUCAGGAGGAGGAUGACGUGCCCAUGGCCUCGGACGCGAACGCUGAUUCCAGUGGCACAGACAGCGACGUCGGAGUUUCCAAGAGGAGGAGAAAGUUCGUUACCGACACUUCGGAGGAUGACGAUGGCGAGGAGGGGGGCGAAGAUUUCCCAGACGUUGGGCAGAUGCUGGAGAAGUGGGCUCCCAAGAAGGCGAUUAUGCUCCCGCCGAAGAAAACGGUCAAUAGGUUGCCAAGGAACUUGAGAGGGAAACCUGUGCUAAAGGCUACCUUUAGCCGCACAAAGAGGAGGAAGGUUGUUAGUGACGAUGAGUAG
This is a messenger RNA of Tuber aestivum (summer truffle), 3322 nucleotides long. Lineage: Eukaryota; Fungi; Ascomycota; Pezizomycetes; Pezizales; Tuberaceae. The record is from the annotation of a GenBank genome assembly.